AUGGCAUAUCAGCAGCGUCCAGUACAGAGAGCUCCUCCUGUACGUAACUACGGCCCCCCUCAGCCUGCUCCCGGCGGGAGGGGUUAUCCGACUCCGCCGCAAGAUGGAUACCUUGACGAUAGCUUCGAUAGCAACUAUCGUGGCUUCCCGAAUGGGGGUCAUGACCACCACGGGUAUGGGUAUCAUGGCGGAGGUGCAGUUCCGAGGUCAUAUGGACCGCCGCCCCGCGCCGCCCCGCGACCUUCGCGCGGUGGUUACGGCCGCCCUAUGGAUGAUCGAGGUCAAGCAUAUCGUGGAGGCCCGCCACCGCAAGGACAUAAUGGCCGUCGUGGGUCGGAGGAUCGAAUCCCGGUCCCAAGACAAGAGCGUAUGAGACCACCCGGGCGACCGCCGCAACCUCCUCAAAUCAAUACGUCGUUUCCGUCCCAAUACCAGCGUAGACCAAGUCUUGAAAGUGGAAUGGCUGCGAUGGAUCUCAAUGGCAGUUCAACAGUCCCUACCCAUGUUCCGGAUCGUCCGCAUACUUCUCAUGCUAAACGACCUCCUCGUCCUAUGUCUCCCGAGCGGAGCAGGGGCAAUACCCCCGGGACACCGGUGAGGUCCGCUAGCACAGGUCGCCCAUCUCCGGGCUCGUUCGAGAGGCGCAAUGGACCAUAUACGGACCCCCAAGAACCGCCACCUAUUCCUCAUAUCGACGGAAGCGCAACUAUACCAGUCUCCUCGCCGACACAAAGCAUACCUCCUAACCCAUUAUACCCAGGACAAGCGACUUACCAAGACCCCAGCUAUUCAGCCCCACAAGGAACCCAUGAGCGAUUUGACACCGCAGCAUGGGUGGACAGCUAUUACAAUCGAAAACAUGCCGAGGAGCCCGAUAUGCCUAACUUCGAUGCUAUGCUUGACCCUACCAAGGGCGGUAUUAUCGAUGAAAGCCUGCCUGGGUUGGAACAGCCGCAAGUCAAGCCGUCUCCUGCUUCGCCUACCUCAAACCGGCCCCAGUACGCGGCUUUCAGUCCGCAAUCGACACAUAAUCCUUACACCUAUCCUCCACCUGAUCCGCGAGGGGGACCCGCACCGAAUCAGUUUGUAGAUGCAGGCUUCCAAUUUGAUUUGCCCGCGGAUCAAGGACAUCCUGGUGCACAUUACCACGAAGGAGCAAAUUAUGCAUACAGCGCGGAUCCUUCUGAAGACCCAUACAUGCAACGAAACGACAAUUGGAGCCCCCCUGGACAAACCUAUCCGGAAAAUCCGGGGGGUUAUGCGCCCGCGGACAACUUUGCCCACGGCAGUGGACAACCUCAACAAUACAGAGCUGCUCAUGAUCACAGUCCACCCACCAGCCAACCCGAUAUCCCCGAAGAUCCGCAAAAUCCAGAUGCUCUUCCACAUCACCCCGUCCCGUUUCGUCCCGGUCUUGAGCAGGCGACCAAACCUGCUCCUAUGCGGCAGUACGAGAGUGCCAACAACUCAACAUCUCCUCCCACAGUACCGCAAGGUCCCCCCACUGAGUCAGCUCCACCUGGACCGGUCACACAAGGAGAGCUGCAACGCCUACAGCAGUUGGUCAAGGCCAAACCGAAUGACCGCAAAACCCAAUUACUCCUUGCGCAAAAGCUGGUCGAGGCCUCGACUGUUUUGGUUGAUGCGAGCCGAAUGGAUCCCAAAACUAAGGCCAAAGCCCGAGAGAAGUACAUCAUGGACGGUUACAAAAUCGUCAAGAAAUUGGUUUCUGCAGGAUAUGCGGAUGCGCAAUUUUACAUGGCAGACUGCUACGGUCAGGGUCAGAUGGGUCUACAGGUAGACCCUAAGGAAGCCUUCGGUCUGUAUUAUGCUGCCGCGAAGCAAGGACACGCUCAGUCGGCGUACCGUGUUGCCGUGUGCUGUGAGAUUGGUCAAGAGGAGGGUGGCGGUACUAAGAGAGAUCCGUUCAAGGCUGUUCAAUGGUAUAAACGCGCAGCCGGUCUCGGUGAUCCGCCCGCGAUGUAUAAGAUGGGGAUGAUCCUGCUCAAGGGACUGUUAGGCCAGGCGAGAAACCCACGUGAGGGAGUUACUUGGCUUAAGCGUGCAGCAGAACGCGCCGACGCUGAAAAUCCGCAUGCUCUCCAUGAGUUAGCCUUGAUGUAUGCCAAUGGAGGAAAUGACGUGGUUGCACGUGAUGAGGCCUAUGCAAGCCAGUUGUUCCACCAGGCCGCAGAACUAGGAUACAAAUUUUCUCAGUUCUACCUGGGCAAUGCCUAUGAAUAUGGUCUGAUGGGCUGUCCUGUGGAUCCUCGGCAGAGUAUUAUCUACUACACCUAUGCUGCCGCACAGGGAGAACACCAAAGUGAACUGGCCCUUAGUGGAUGGUAUCUGACGGGUGGAGAGGGUAUCCUCCAGCAGAGUGACACGGAAGCGUAUCUCUGGGCUCGUAAGGCCGCCACUGCUGGUCUUGCUAAGGCUGAGUAUGCAAUGGGCUACUUUACUGAAGUCGGUAUUGGCGUUGUCGCAAAUUUGGAUGACGCGAAACGUUGGUAUUGGCGCGCAGCUGCACAAGGGUUCCCUAAGGCUCGCGAACGUCUCGAAGAGCUUAAAAAGGGCGGGGCGCGGAUGCAAAAGACUCGACUCUCUCGGUCUGCCGUCAACCAGCAAAAGCAAAACGAAGGGGACUGUGUUCUCAUGUGA
This is a messenger RNA of Aspergillus homomorphus CBS 101889, 2661 nucleotides long. RefSeq names its product putative chitin synthase activator (Chs3). NCBI's taxonomy places the organism in Eukaryota, Fungi, Ascomycota, Eurotiomycetes, Eurotiales, Aspergillaceae. The coding region runs from base 1 to 2661 and encodes 886 amino acids. Gene Ontology annotation, molecular function: protein binding. The record is from RefSeq and is a predicted model, not a curated record. The transcript is spliced from 3 exons.